Messenger RNA from Boleophthalmus pectinirostris (great blue-spotted mudskipper), 9682 nucleotides. It is a transcript of the gene pwwp2b, whose product is annotated as PWWP domain containing 2B. The record is from RefSeq and is a predicted model, not a curated record. NCBI's taxonomy places the organism in Eukaryota, Metazoa, Chordata, Actinopteri, Gobiiformes, Gobiidae. The transcript has 3 exons. Bases 396 to 2276 code for a protein of 626 amino acids. Gene Ontology annotation, cellular component: nucleoplasm; nucleus.
UUCUUCUUCUCUUGGUGCAUUUACAUAGAUUAAACCCACCUCUCUGUGCUUUGCUACAUAGAAAUGGCUGCAUUGAAAUAACCUGGGCCAAACGUGGUGGUGGUGGUGGUGUUGUAGCAGCAGCAGCAGCAGCAGCAGCAGCAGAGAGGAGCAGAGAAAGGGAAGGCCUCGUCUUGGGGAGCUGUGUCUUCUGGCUCCACACAGCCACAGGAGCGUGAUGUCAGCGGUGGCAGCGCGGUUGUAAUUGACUUGGCGGGGGCGAUGGCGUCAUUUUAUGCCCUGGUGUAGCCUCCUGCUCCGAUUGCGAAGGGGGAGACGGAUCUUGGGCCGACGCGACCGUGGCUCCCUUGGCCGGGAUAGAGCACCGCGCUGUCGGACACCUUUCCCCGGGAAACAUGGAGGCUGUGGCCGAAGAGCUGCGGGCCGGCUCUCGGAUACCUGUCACUAUCGAUCAAAUAAUAAACGACACAUUGGUGGUGACACUGACCUUCCGAGAAAGAAACUACACCGGGAUAUUACUUGACUGCAACAAGAAGACUGGUCUCUUCUGUCUCCCAGACAUCACUGCGAAAAACAGGGACUACUCGCUCACCAAACCGGAGUGUGACGUAACAGAGGUUCUGGGAUCUUCAGAGCAGCCUGUUCCCAAAUCUCCCAGCCAAGUUUCAAAUCCAAGACCAAAGGACGAAAACUCCAUCCCUGAAAACGACCCAACGUGUGCCCCCGUACCCUGCCCUGUUCCUGUGCCCACUCCUGUACCAGCCGGACAACCUCCGUACCCUCCUUAUUUUGAAGGAGCACCUUUUCCUCAGCCUCUCUGGGUGCGGCACAGCUACAGCCAAUGGGUCCCACAGCCUCCGCCUCGGCCGAUCAAACGAAAGAAGCGGCGGGGCAGAGAACCGGGACGUAUGACCAUCAGUACGAUACGUUUGCGACCCCGACAGGUGCUGUGCGAAAAGUGUAAGAAUACUUUAAACAACAGCGACGAGGACAGUAAAGACGGGGUCAGCAACAAAUCGUCCAGGAAGGAGAACGCACUACAAAGCGACGAAGACGCAGAGGAGAAAGAACCGGCGUCGAAGCUGGCGAGGAAGGAGGAGGUAGUGACGACUAAAGACAGUAGAAGACGAGAAAACGGCACAACACUCGAAGGCAAGAGGAUAAGAAGGGACAAACGGACCGACCCUUCAGAAAGCGAUAAGUUCCCAAAUAGUGACGUUAUUCCACAUAGUCCUGUUAUUAAAAUAUCUUACAGCACUCCGCAAGGUAAAGGUGAGGUCAUGAAAAUCCCGUCGAGAGUGCACGGGUCCGUCAAGCCUUUCUGUCCCAAACAACUCGUUCCAAAUGGACUGGGAGGAGAAAACGGGAAGGUGCUUACAACCAAGGAGCAACGGCAUAUUCUAGACGCGACUAGAUCUGGCUUAACUGUGUCCAUUCCUAAAUUGAAACUCACCAGGCCCUAUACAACCGUGGGGCAGGAUUUGACUUCUCCCAAAAUCCACUUGAGACCCCCGCAAAGGGAAAGCGAGGAGAGCGUGGUGGAAUACGAAGCGGAGAUAGUAGAUGGAACCAGGAGACCGCAGGCGUCUAGUGGGCCGUGUUUGCCCCAUUCUGAGGACUCCGGAGAGGGCAAGAACUCGUUGGAGCUGUGGUCUGGUAGUUCCGGAGAGGAGGGAGAUAGAGGACAUAACGAUUUGACUCUUUUGAUAAAUUUCCGUAAGCGUAAAGCGGAUUCGUCUAGCUUGUCCGUGUGCAGUAGUGAUAGUCUAGAUGAAGCCAAGUCUUUUAGCUCAGAAGGUACCUCCCCAGAACUUUGCGAUCUCGCCCCGGGGGAGGACCUCUCCGUUACCUCUUCCUCCGUUCCGACUCGGGACGGGUGCAAGACUGUCCCGCCGAUCACGGUCCGCUUGCACACCCGCAGCAUGACCAAGUGCGUUACCGAGGAGGGGCACGCCGUUUCCGUGGGAGACAUAGUCUGGGGGAAGAUUCACGGUUUCCCCUGGUGGCCCGCGCGGGUGCUUAGCAUAAGUGGGACGCGCAAACAGGAAACGGCCACUUGUGAAGCGCAGUGGCCCCAGGCGAAGGUGGCGUGGUUCGGCUCGCCCACCACCUCGCAGCUGUCCGUCGCUAAACUGUCGCCGUUCAGAGAGCUCUUCAGGUCCCGCUUCAACCGAAAGAAGAAGGGCAUGUACCGGAGGGCCAUCCUGGAGGCAGCCAAGGCCGUGGGGUACAUGAGCCCCGAAAUCACAUCGCUGCUGUCCCACUGCGACACGUAGGAGCUGAGGAGGGACAAAAGAGGUCACCAAUCCUCACACCGUGCUCGCAGACCCAGGAAGAGGAGUACGUGCGGUUGCCACAGCUACUAUUUAUACACUUUUUUUUCUUCCUUUUCACACAAGGCUGGUGGAAAAUGUCCGCCAACGUGGAGUGACGAGAGACAGGAUAAGGGAGCAACUAAACGGCCAACAUCUCCGUGGUUUACUAUGAACUGACAUGGACGAUUCCUGCUUUUUUUUUAUUUUUUAGAUUUUAUUCAUAUUUCUGUAGAACCGGAUAAUGACACUAUAAGAACCAGAAUGUAUUUAUUAUCUUUCUCUUGAGUCCACCUUUCUACCACAGAAUCUUGCUGCUCUCCUCGCCGUCGUCAUGAGGAUCGAUCCAUAAACGGUGGCGUUCAUGUUGGAUUUUUUCUACCUUUCUUUCUCCUUUCUUUCUGGACUUCAGGCAGGCCAUGUCCACACUGAUGUUUUAAACCAUUGAAGCUGUGUUUUUUUUUUUAUAGCAUCCACAAUAUAUUUUGGUUAACGCGAUCUCAAAUCAUGUUGGAAUCACGUUCGGUUUACCGUUUCUUUGGCAAUCAUGAAGCCCAGCAACGUUUCAGAAAGAAGUUGCUUACCUUCCUUGAAAGUGUUGUCACCAUACUUAAAAUUCUAUACGAUUUUGAUGCCACAAUGAUAAAAAAAAAACACAUUUCAACACAAAUCAUCAAACUUUCGGUCUUAUACUAGUUCUGCAAAUCAAGAUCACUCUCAAACUGUUCAGGAAAGGUCCAGUUUUGUCCUUUUUUAUGCUUUUCUUCCUUCUUUCGGUGCUAGAUUUUCUUAUCUUUUGACAACCCUAGUCCACGAUCAAUGUGCAAUGUAACAAGUAUUUUGCCAUCCUUAAUAAAAUAAUUAUUUAUAGUAUUUACAGCCUUCAGUCACGUGAGUUCUUCCUGCGUCCUUGCUUGCACUCCGCACGAAAAUCGGGACUAAACCAGGACUGUAACAAACAAACAGGACCAAACCAAAGUCUACAUCAGGACUAAACUUGGCUCAGACUGCGCUCGCAAAAUACGAGAUCAAAUGUACAGAGUUAUAGUUUGCUAUAAAAAGCACAAAGCUCAACACUCCAUUUGCUUGUGAUUCAUUUGAAGAAAGGGUACUUUGAAGACUUCUUUUAAAAGCACAAGAAUCGUUAUGAUGAAGCAAGCCUACUUUACGAACUCUAAUAAACCCCUAAAUAUGGCACUAUUUUUCUGGCUGUUACCAAAGCUGGCUGCAUCUAACUUUGCCAAUAUUUCUCCCCUCUUCUGAUCCCCAUUCCCGCUUCUUCUUCGGCUUCCCCCGACCUUUCCAAACGAGUGACAAACCUGUCCAUUUUCCGCUUACGACUCAUAACUCAUAACUUUGACUCAUCGAUAGCACAACCACAAACUAGAACAUGACUCACGGGUUUCAGGCAACGCAACCCCCCCAACUGCUAAGUCUGGAACAAAUUUUGCAACAUUUGGGAUAGUUUGAUGACUUUGAUGGAAAAUACCUCAAUAUAACAUGUGGUCUCAGUGACACAACGGCAGAAAAUGCAUUAUAAAAACAGUCUACUUCAGCUUUUUGGUUUAGGCUUAGGUCUUAGAAUUAGUCACUAUCCUGUUCUUAACUCAGCAUAUUACUAUUCCUCAACAUCGAAAUAUGACAAUUAGGGUACGUUCAGACUGCAGCCUGAAGUGACCCAAAUCCGAUUUUUUUCGACCCUAUGUGACCUGUAUCUGAUCUUUUAAUGACAGUCUGAACGACACAGAUCCGAUUUUUUCAAAUGUGACCCAGGCCACUUCGAUAUGUGCUCCUAAAACCGAUACAUAUCCGAUCUUUUGACAUGCGACUUCAGUCUGAACGGCCAAAGCGCAUCCAUCCGACCUACACGUUAUCAACAAGUCACAAAUCUCACUAUUCUGCGCUGAAGUAGGCGAAAAUUAUUAAUGAACUCCGUGUCACUGAAGCGAAGCACAUCACCACUCAUCACUCUUGGCUACGUCUCCACAUCCACACGUUCCUUUCAACGGACGUCGCUGCCGCUGUCCCACAAAACACCACGGCCAAAAACCUCGUCCUUCUACUUCUCAAUCUCCUCCUUAAAACAAAUAAGUUGUUCACGUUCUGGCUCUGGUACGAGAGGAACUUUAAAAUCUCCAUGUGCUCAAUGCUCACGUCCAUCUUUGUACAACUUCCGUAAACACAGAGCACGCUCGCUGCGGUUGACGUCGUCGUGUCUCCAGUGUCACAUGUGGGACACUUUCGGGCCGUUUAAUGUUCACACUGGAGUCACAUACAAGUCGCAUUUAAUUGGAAAUGUGAACGACCUCGCAAAAACAUCGGAUUUCACAAAAAAAUCUGAAUUGAGCGUUAAGCCCUGCAGUCUGAACGUAGCCUUAGUGUUUUUAUUCUUAAUUUAAAACAUUUGCUUCUAGGUAGGGGUGGGCGAAAUGGCCAAAAAAUAAUCAAGAUUGUUUUGGAGCCAGCUCACAGUUUUGAUUUUAGUUCAUGUAAACGUCGGUGUCGUGUUAUUGUGUUAACUAAAAUAAUCUGCUCACGCUUCUUUGUGAUUGGUUAAAUUCACCUGUCACUCACUCAGGGCACGCUGCGGCUGACCAAUAGGAGGCGUGGACGGAAAAAUUGGAAUUUGAUUGACAAUUCGCUGUUUUAGCAAAAUGGUGGUCAGUAAUUUGAGUUUUCGUCGCAUCUCGCCCACCCCUAAACUACUCAUUUAAACGGCUUUCUGUAGUUUUUUCUGUCUUUCAAACUAAUAUUGUGGAUGCUAUCGGACUACACAGCAAAGUUCAGAUUUCAAACCUGUUUUCGUGGACUUGUCUUCUGGAUGUGUUGAGUGCGGCUGGACAAAGUCUUACCUUGAAUCCUUCUGAAAUGUGAACGUCUCCCAUCACGGACAAUACAAGUGACUGAGUGUUCAUUCUUAAACAUAAUCUGUGGAUAUAUUUAAAAAAAACAAGCUCCAUCUUUUGACCAUCUUCCAUUUGUUUAGCUGUGUCUUGACAUUUUGGUACCCCAGCGACCAUUUUUACUUAGUUUCUUUAAUUAUUUAACUCACCUUUUAAGAAAAAAAGCACUUUAUUCUGUACCUUGGUGGCCUGCUGUAAUUGUUGAGAACACUAAUUGCGAGAAACAGCCCUUGAAUGGCAGAAGGGGUAUUCAAAAGUUGUUGUGGUUUGACUAUCCAUUGCCUUGGAGAUGAAAAAAAAUGUUUUAUUGUACAUUUUUUCCUUAAAGGGGACGACACCAUGAAGGUUGUGUACACUGUAUUCUUGCAUUUAAACACAAGGAAUACAUUUUAGCAUUAACAAUACAGCAGUGGUUUUCAAACUUGUCACACGAAGUAAAUAACUAUUUACAAAUAUUUGGCUUUUCAAGUGUUGUCAAGCAACCGAAAAUAGCAUUUCUUAUUAUAUAAAAGUUAAACAUGCUAAAUCGAGAUCAAACGUGUACAAGGAUCGGACUAAAACUGAACCAGGUCUAUGUGCUAAAUCGGGAUUAAAGUAGGACUAAGCCAGGAGUAAAACUGGACUAGACUUGUUGUAUUUCGCUGACCCAUUCUUCACACUUAAUAAAAACUAACCCCACUGUAAAUUAACUCCCAUGGAUUUAUAAUGCUUAUAUAAAAGUUAAACAAAAUAAAAUGCGUAAUAAGAUUGGACUAAAGCUGAAUCAAGUCUAUGUGCUAAAUCUGGACUAAAGUAGGACUAGACCAGGACUAAAACUGGACUAGAUUUGUUGUAUUUCACUGAACCAUUCUUCAGACUUAAUCAAGACUAACCCCGAUUAUACUACUUUAAAAGAACUCCCAUGUAAUUAUAAUGCUUAUAUAAAUGUUAAAAGAAAUAAAAUGCGUACUAGGAUUGCACUAAAGCUGAACCAGGUUUAUGUGCUAAAUCUGGACUAAAGUAGGACUAGGCCAAGACUAAAGCUGGACUAGACUUGUGGUAUUUCGCUGACCCAUUCUUCAGACUUUAAUCAAGACUAACCACUAGACCACUUUAAAUGAACUCCCAUGGAUUUAUAAUGCUUAUAUAAAAGUUAAACAAAAUAAAAUGCUUACUAGGUUUGGACUGAAACUGAAAUUUGAUAUUAAAGCAGGACUAAUCUUGAACUAAACCUGCCCUGGACGACUUGUACCUGGCCCGUUUAGUCAGACUCGCUCAAAACUAAACCACGUUGACAAAUAAUCGAAAUCCCGUGUAAUUAUAACGGAUUGAAAUGUGCUACUACUAUGUAAGAGCAGACCUUACCUUAAAGAUGAACUAAACCAGGUCUUAACCAGGUCUAAUCUUGGUCUAAACCUGGAUUUAACAAGGACUGAAAAGAGAACCACCUCAGUUUGAGAACCAUUGCACGUCAAAUCGCAAACAUUUCACUGGACAGGCUUAACGUUGGUGUCUUUUACAUGCCCCUGAAUGCAUUUUAGUUAUGGCUUUAUAACUUUCUAAAGAAAUGCUGUAAGAAUACUGUGAAUUCAACUGCUGAGCGUGCUAACGGGGAGAAACGAACUGGACUAAGCUUGUGCGUUGGCUUGUUUGGAGACCGGAAUGACCUUUAAUGACCUUAGCGUUGAAAGCGGCACUGUUGAAGCGGUCCCAAGAGGAGGAGGGAGAGGUGGGGGUUGGGCGAGCGGAGGUAGAAAUGCCGGGGAGGGGACGGGAGGGAACGAGCCUGGCGAGUUUAAAAGUAAAAACCCAAGAUUGCAUGCAGUCACGCUCCACAAACCGACCGUAAUAUGGACGACGUUGGUUUCGGCCAUUGUGGGUUUGUUGUUACAGUGACGGGAAGCGGCGUGUGAAAGGGUUGCAUUGAAGUUUAAGAAGUCGACCCGAAAAGAAGUGAAAUUUGAACUUAAAAUGACCCAGUGUUGUAACAGGCUCGCGAUUAUUCAUGCCGUUUUUACUGCUCAAACAUGAAUUGAAUUGUGAAAUGAAGACGCUUUUCUUCUUUCUUUCUACUUCAGAAUUUCAAGAUACGUCAAUUUACGCAGAUUUGAAAUGAAAUGGAAAAAUGUUUAGGAUGGUGCAAUGAGAAAGCAAAAACUUUACUUGGUUUCAUAUGUAAGUGAAAUUGUGAUUUAUAACAUUAGGGAUGCACUGAUACUGAUUUAUAACAAUUUGUGGAUUAAUGAUGCCAUUGUAAUCAAUGUGAAACCAAGUACAAACUGUUCAUAUGUGUACAAGAAUCGGAUUAAAACUGAACCAGGUCCACGUUUUAAAUCUGGACUAAAAUAAGAUUAAGCCAUGUCUAAAACUGGACUAGACUUGUCUGACUCAUUCUUCAGACUUAAUAAAGACUAAACCCGGACUAAACCACUUUAAAUGCAUUUUAUUUUGUUUAACUUUUCAUUCUAGGAUUGGACUAAAACUGAAAUUUGACACUAAAGCAGGACUAAUCUGACUUUUGACAUUGGUAUCGGAACUGGAAAAGUAAUUUAUAAUAAUUUGUGAAUUAACUAUGCCAUUAUAAUCAAUGUGAAACCAAGUACAGACUGCUCAAUCAAGGAUCAGACUAAAACUGAACCAGGUCUAUGUGCUAAAUCUGGACUAAAGUAGGACUAAAACUGGACUAGAUCCAUUCUUCAGACUUAAUAAAGAAUAACACCAGACUAAACCACUUUAAAUGAACUCCCAUGUAAUAGUAAUGGUUAUAUAAACAUUAAACAAAAUAAAAUGCGUGCUCGGAUUGGACUAAAACUGAAAUUUGAUACUAAACCUGGACUAAUCUGGAACUAAACCUGCCCUGGACUACUUUUAUCUGGCCCUUUUAGUUCUGACUUGUUCAAAAACGAAGCCAAAACUAAACAUGAACUGAAAUCGUGAUUUGUAAUAUUGGGGAUGCACCAAUACUGAUACUGAAAAAAAUUGCUGGAUUGGGUAUCAGUUCCACGAUAUCAGUUUUUGGGACCUUUUCUUAGGUGUAAGAAGACUACUUUCAGCUUUUUCUUUUUCCUAGAACGUCAGUGUUUGAACUAUUUGUUGUUCCUGAGUUCUGUGAAAGAUGAAUAACAGUUGCGUAACACAGUUGGAGCUCUUGUGUAAUAGGCUAAGAGAGAAAAAUAAGUGUCAUUUUCCAUUCCAACACUCGUAUCUGUUCAUAUCAGGUAUCAGCAGACACUUAAAGUCAGUGUCAACAUCGGUCUCGGAACUGAAAAAGCUACAUCCCUAAUUUAUAUAAUGAUCUGUGAAUUAACUAUGCCAUUACAAUCAAUGUGAAAACAAGUACAAACUGUUCAAAUGUGUACAAGAAUCGGACUAAAACUGAACCAGGUCUAUGCUCUAAAUCUGAACUAAAGUCGAACUAAGCCAGGACUAAAACUAGACUGGACUUGUCCGACCCAUUCUUCAGACUUAAUAAAGACUAACCCUAGACUAAACCACGUUAAACGAAAAGUUAAACAAAAUAAAAUGUGUACUAGGAUUGAACUAAAACUGAAAUUUAACACUAAACUUGGACUAAAGCAGGACUAAUCUGACAUUUGACAUCGGUAUCGGAACUGUAAAAGCUGGAUCCCUAACUCAUAUAAUAAUAUGUGAAUUAACUAUGCCGUUAUAAUCAAUGUGAAAACAAGUACAAACUGUUGAAACGUGUACUAAAACUGAACCAGGUUUAUGUUUUAAAUCUGGACUAAAGUUGAACUAAGCCAGGACUAAAACUGGACUAGACUUGUCUGACCCAUUCUUCAGAUUUAAUAAAGACAAACCCCAAAUUUAAACCACUUUAAAUGAAAUGUUAAACAAAAUAAAAUGCGUACAAGGAUUGGAGUAAACUGAAAUUUGAUACUAAACCUGGACUGAAGCAGGACUAAUCUGACAUUCGACAUCGGUAUCGGAACUUAUAAAGCUGCAUCCCUAAUUUAUAUAAUCAUUUUUUAAUCAACUGUGCCAUUAUAAUCAACGUGAAACCAAGUACAAACAGUUUUUUAACUAGAUUUUCAUUUUUUGCAGCACCAAAAACAGUCCAAUUUCAAUUUCAAAGAGCAAAUCCGAAUUCUUGUCUCUUCGAUAUUUGUAAAUUGAAUAGGAGCCCUUAAACCCUUGCCUUGAAUGAUUUUUUAUUUUGUUUCUAGCAGGUUAAUCUUUCGGACACCCUCACUAUGGCCAAGCCCAGCGUCCGUCUGCUCUUCUGUUAUGGUUUAAGUUGAAAUAGUAGACGUGGUUUACUUCUCCUCCUCACAGGGGUCAGUGUAGGUUGGUCUCCGCGGCCUGUAUAGCCCCAUCGGAGUGUGUGGUCUGUGUACUUAUGCCUGAACAGGGGAUUUUCCAUAGAGCAACAUGACUAUCUGCUGUUGCCCUCGUCGGUCAAUGUUAUUGGCUAUUUUUUGUUUUCUUUUUUACAUGUACUGUACAUAAAAUAAAAUAUACAAGCAAUAA